Pseudonaja textilis is the source of this 2549-nucleotide messenger RNA. RefSeq names its product leucine rich repeat containing 30 (gene LRRC30). Gene Ontology annotation, molecular function: protein binding. NCBI's taxonomy places the organism in Eukaryota, Metazoa, Chordata, Lepidosauria, Squamata, Elapidae. Gene Ontology annotation, cellular component: cytoplasm. The record is from RefSeq and is a predicted model, not a curated record.
AGUUGGCACACAAGCCUGUUACAUGCCAGUUCCAAGUGCCCUAGCUGAGCAGGCAAGGCCAAAGCUUUUGAAUCUGCCAGUCAAUGGAACCUGCUUCCAAAAUUCUCUUCUGAAAUAUAGAUGGUUUUCUCCAUAUAUUAAGGAGUCUUCUGAAACCUCAGCCAUUUAACCAGGUGUUAAUUGUUGGCAGCUACAAAACAAAAUUUGGGUCAGAAGAAGCAGCAAAAGAGUAAAAAAUUAUGGGGGGAAAGAACUCCAAGGAUCAAGGAGAAGAAAGCACAAUGCCACUAAGGAGAAGUCAGAAGCUACCUCUUUGGGAAGAAACUCUACUUUCUGGAAAAGAUCCCAAAACACUGUUAAAGCGGGGGCUGCACUAUGUCAGUCUGAACCUCAUCAUGAAGGGGAUGAUAAAGACACCUAACUUUUUAUGGGGACUACCACAAGUCCAGAAAUUGAAUCUUUCACACAACCAGCUGGUGGCCCUUCCUCCUGCUUUGGGGAAACUUGACCAGCUCGUAGUCCUGAAUUUGUGUGGGAACCGCAUAAAGUCCCUGCCUAAAGAGAUCGGACUGCUUAGGAAUCUGAAGGUUUUGUUCGCCAAUAUGAAUUGCUUGACUGAAGUCCCAUUGGAGCUUGGACACUGUAAGAAGUUGGAAAUUUUGAGCCUCUCACACAAUUAUAUCUCCUGGCUCCCUUCUAGCAUUGCAGAACUAGUCAACUUAAGGAAGCUGAAUCUGAGCAACAAUUGGUUUGUUUAUAUUCCCAUGAGUGUGUUUGCUUUGAGAAAUUUGGAUUUUUUGCAUGUAGGCUGCAACAAACUUGAAAACAUUGGAGACAGUAUCCAGUUUCUAAACAAACUGCAGAUCCUGAUUGCUGACUGUAACAACAUUCAUGCAUUGCCAAGGUCUAUCUGCUCAAUCACUAGUCUCCAAUUGCUAAAUGUUGAUAACAAUGCUAUACAAACACUUCCAUAUGAACUUUACUUGCUAAAUCGAUUGCCCAAAAUUGCUUGGAAUCCUCUGGAUAAGGGACUCCAUAUUUUGCAUAAUCCUUUGUCAAAACCAUUGCCACAAAUUAUAGACGGAGGAAUAAAUGCACUCUACAAAUACCUUAAAGAAAAACAUCAGCUGGCAUAAAUAUAUGGUAUACUUUGGUUUGGAACAUCUGGUAAUAAUGCUUCAAUUCUGCAAUUUAUUUUUUUCUGGUCAAUGGCUUUUAAUAUACAAAACAAAUACUGGAAUACAGUUAUAAUUCAGUUUUUUCUGGAAACAGGUACAUUGCCUAUGGGAUAUUUUUUUUCUAAAUAAAUGUAUCCUUUGAAUACUGAUGUAGGAGUCAGAAUAACUCCAAUAAUUUAAAUAUUUAUCUGUAUUUAAUUAUCAAUGAAAAUAAUAGCAACAGGAUUUUAAAUGUUUUUUUUCUUCUGUAAGGCUUCACUAGUGUUAUUUUAAAGGGCUAGAACUGAGUUGAUAUGCACUUGUGACUAUAACUCUUACUCAAUACAUUAUGCAUACAACUCAUAUAUAUGUAUAUAUAUAUAUAUAUACUAUUGCUACUGAAACACCAAAAUAAUCACUUUGUUAUUGUUAUAUCACCUAACAUGGUUUGAGCUUAUUCCAUUCUUCUAGUUCAUUAGAAAACCAGCAGAAAAUCAUGAUAAAAAGAAUUAAGUUUGUUAAUAAUGAGACAAAUGUCCACAUUCAAAACUACUAAGCAUUGCAAAAAUAGUUUUAAAAUUCAGUACAACAGAAAUUGGCAGGAUGAGAGAAACAGUAUGAGACAUCACAGAAAUUUGUUCUGUUGCAAAUACUAGGUGGAAUCCAAACUUAGCUGCAUGAGAUUUGAGAAGUGGGGUCAUUCUACUAAGUAAUGAUUGCAUGAUUGUGAUACAGCUUAUAGUACUGAAAACCAACUGCAUUUAUUUCCACAUAAUCCUUCCAAGAUUUUUUUUUAAUAUAAACUGCAAAUUAUUUUUCCUAGUACAAAGCCCACCAUUGUUCUUUGCCUUCAUUUCCCUUAAUUGCAUUGUGACUUGUGCAUAAAAAAUGCCCCAGGGUGAGUCAGAGAGAUGUCAAAGUGCUGUACAGUUCUUUUUAUGCUUUAGGCCUGGACACCUGUAAUACAGUUCUUGGAUUAUACAAAUUGUUUCACGGAAAUAUUUUUUGGCAGCAUAAAGAAUACUGUAAAUAAUCACCUAGCCUGUUCUUUCAUCCACCAACUUUCUUAAAACUCAAAAGUAGUAUCCAUUCCCACAUUCAAACAUCUGAGUAAGUAAGGAACAUUAAUGGAAAAAAUAAUUUAGUUGUGAAUCUACUUCUGUUGAUACUAAAAUUAAUCUACCUGGGAAGACUGUGAAUAUGAAUAUAGUAAAAGCCUUGGUAAUCAUGUGGUGUUAUCUGUACAUUGUAUCAUCAUUCUAAGAAAAUGAAAUGCACUGUUCAAAUAUUUCCAUUUUUAUUCCACUUUACAGAGAAAUAAGUUUUUCUCACUGCUGUGCUUUUCUCACCUGUCACCAUUACAGAAUAACCUCCCAAGGGCUGACAUUAGAA